Rhagoletis zephyria (snowberry fruit fly) is the source of this 1426-nucleotide messenger RNA. RefSeq lists its product as uncharacterized. The record is from RefSeq and is a predicted model, not a curated record. Lineage: Eukaryota; Metazoa; Arthropoda; Insecta; Diptera; Tephritidae.
UAAAGCGAAGCGCACAUUAGCGCGAUUCCAUCGUUGCGAAUACGUUGCGAAUUCGGCUGUUAACUUCGAAUCCGCAAUCGUGCGCACACUUGCGCGAUUUUUUCCGAAAUUCGAUGGAUUCGUCUGAUGAGGAGCUGGCGCUUAUUUACCUUGCAGUAAACAAUAAAAUAAAACAAAAUAAAACAAGCAUGAAAAGAAGAAAAUGGAUCCAUGAAAUUAAUCGCGAUCGGAAAGAAAAUGGCGAAUUCUCUACUUUGAUGUCCCAGCUUCGCAAAGACCAUAUUCGUUUUUAUAAAUAUUUCCGAAUGACUAUUGAGUGCUUUGAUGAAGUACUGAGUAUUAUUAAAAAUGAGAUUCAAAAAGCAGACACACAUUUGCGAGAGUGCAUAGGACCCGAAGAACGACUUGCCAUUGCCUUAAGAUAUCUCGCAACUGGCGAUUCAUUUAUCACAAUUGGUCAUAGCUUUCGUGUAGGAUUUAGAACAGUCAGCUUGAUUGUUAACGAAGUAUUUGAGGCGAUAUCAAAAAAAAUGGAAAGAAUUUAUUUGCCGGAACCAACAAUGGAAAUUUGGGAAAAAUCUGCUCAAGGAUUUCAAGAUUUGUGGCAAUUUCCAAAUUGCGUAGGUAGUAUCGACGGUAAGCACGUGACUAUUAAGUGUCCCAAAAAAACUGGAUCGAACUACUGGUGUUAUCUUCACAAGUUUUCCGUCGUGCUUAUGGCUAUCGUUGGCCCUGAUUACAAGUUUUUGUGUGUUGAUGUAGGUGGAUUCGGCAGAAAUAGUGACGGAGGAAUAUUUGAAGCUUCCAAUAUGGGUAAAAAGUUUGAAGAAAAUUUGAUGAAUGUGCCUCUACCUAAAAAUCUUCCUAAUCAAUCUCAACCAUGUCAAUGUGUAUUAAUUGGGGACGAAGCGUUUGGCUUAAAGCCUUAUUUAAUGAGACCAUUCCCAUACAAGCAAUCAAAACAUGAUCUACGAAAAGAAAAAUAUAACUACAGACUUUGUCGAGCCAGACGAGUCGUGGAAAAUGCUUUUGGCAUUUUGGCUCAAAAGUUUCGCAUAUUUUUUCGUCCUAUUGAAACCAAAAUUAGCACUACGAUACUUACAAUAAAAACAGCGUGUGUUUUGCACAAUUAUUUAAUUGAAAAAAAAAGCGACUCCCACCUAUUCCACAACUUACAAUCACCAGAGCCUCGAACUCUACCUUUUAUUGGUAUGAGUACUGAUUCACGCCGUGCAUCUAAUUUGGCUUUUUCUACUCGUGAACUUUUUGUAACGUAUUUUAAUAAUCAACAUGAGCCUACUGCUGGAACCGUUGGGAGCGAACGAGCUCAAAAUACCACUGAACCUGUAUUUGAAUAACAUGCACGUUUAUAAAAUAAAUACAAAAGAGUUUAUAAAAACAAAUAAAUUUUAUUAAAUAAACACAU